AUGGUAUCAGCGAUGACUGUUGCAGGGGAUUACGAAGCGAAUGGUGACGAGUCCUUUCCGACGCUACGUAGCAAAGUUGUGGUGCCUACGGUUGUCCACCGCUUCCUUCCACCAUCACCAUCACCCUUCCUGCCGUCGCCGACGUCUGCACCCUUGCGCCGAGGCCAGCAACAGGAACGGCAAAAACGUCACCGCGUAACAGAGGAGUUGGCUCUUGCGCAACAUCACCUGGCGCUCUACACAGGCUUCUUUAGCCAAUUUCUUCAUAACGGCGGCAGUGGCGACCUCACCAACACUACUCAGAUUGGCCGGAAACGCUCAGCUGCGAGCUUAAAAAAUUGCGAUGGAAGAGACGAAAACGUCGAUUCCAAAUUGCUUCGAAGGUCGCCCAAAGCGUCGUCGUUCACUGAAAGGCGACGCGUUGUCCAGAAUUCGUCGCCGGAGGAGGGCGAAGCUUUCGACGAUGACGAGGACUAUGAUGACCAAAAUAAAAACGAAGAGGACGAGGGAGGAGCAAGGUAUUCCGAUGUGAACAAUCGAAUGCUUCGGCAGUCAGCGCUCCUGCCCACGCCAAGUCGAUCGUCUCUAAACCUCCUCACCGAUGGUCUCAAAUUCGGUGUCAAGGGGAGGGAGAAAAUACAACGAGAAGUGGGCGAGGUGAACACGCGAGUGUUUUUGGUCUUCUCCGCCCUCCUCCUCCUCCUACCUCCUCUUGGUCGAUUUCUCCAUCUGAUUUUAAUAGAGUCCUUCCUCCGAUUUGUUGUGGUUGAUAACCGAAAGAAGCUCACAGUUCUCUCUCUGGCCUAUGAAGUGGCCUGCCUGUUAGCCGGUUGGUUCGACCCUGACAAAUCGGGCUUUUUUCCCCGCAUCUCCACUCUCUCUCCCACUCUCAUUUGUAAAUUAUCAGGUAAGUAA
Molecule: messenger RNA, 915 nt
Organism: Echinococcus granulosus
Lineage: Eukaryota; Metazoa; Platyhelminthes; Cestoda; Cyclophyllidea; Taeniidae
Exons: 6
Coding region: 1-915 (304 amino acids)
Source: RefSeq, a predicted model, not a curated record